Messenger RNA from Anneissia japonica, 7299 nucleotides. Its product is annotated as solute carrier family 12 member 8-like. Gene Ontology annotation, biological process: cell volume homeostasis; potassium ion homeostasis; chloride ion homeostasis. NCBI's taxonomy places the organism in Eukaryota, Metazoa, Echinodermata, Crinoidea, Comatulida, Comatulidae. Gene Ontology annotation, molecular function: potassium:chloride symporter activity. Gene Ontology annotation, cellular component: membrane. The record is from RefSeq and is a predicted model, not a curated record. The coding region runs from base 200 to 2326 and encodes 708 amino acids. The transcript has 11 exons.
AAGAUAGAAUAAUUUUGACCCCAUGUCAUGGGUCAUAUCUGCUCUUGGUUCAAUGAAAUUCACCCCCCGAUUGUUAGCUCCAAACAUCAACAGUCCGGCGGAUCUUCAAAACAGCAGAAAAGGAGACAGUUGAUCAGGAGGCUUGCAUUUAUAAUCAUGCUGAGGUGACCAAGUUUUUAUAAAGUAUUAAAUAAAAACAAUGGCUGAGAAUACAGCCCAAGAAGGUGAAACGGCGAAAUUAAUGACAGCAAAAAGAGACUCAACAAAGAAUAUAGAAUGGAGCCGUUUUGGUUUGGCAGAAGAUUACAAAGGAAGUAAAAAUAACGCUGAUGGUGAUACCUACCAACAGACCUCUGGCCAACAUGGGGAGAAGAUUCAAGAGAUUUUCGAUGAACAUCAAAGUGGAACAGGGCAUAAACCAUGGUGGAAAGCUAACUUCUUCAUUAAGGAACCGGUACUUUUUGGGACAUGGGAUGGUGUGUUUACAUCAUGUAUGAUAAAUAUAUUUGGUGUAGUUAUCUUUUUACGAACAGGAUGGAUGGUGGGUAAUGCAGGAAUAGGGUUGUCUGUGUUGAUUAUCUUCAUCACAGUGAUUGUAGCUUUAGUUGCAGCUUUGUCGGCAAUUGGCAUUUGUGAAAGGUGUAAGAUACAGAGUGGUGGAGUCUAUUUUCUGUUGUCACAUGUAUUAGGGAGUAGAAUGGGAGGUACUCUUGGCAUCAUGUAUGCAUUUGGUCAGACAGUUGCAUGUGCUUUGUAUUGCACUGGUUUUGGUGAAUCUGUAUCUGAAACACUAAACUGGGACAAUACUUGGGCAGUGAGAGGUGUUGGUAUUGGCACCAUUUUGCUUUUGCUGGCUGUCAACAUUGCAGGCGUCAAGUGGGUUAUUAAGAUGCAGCUUAUACUCUUAGCUAUAUUAUGUGUUGCAACAUUGGAUUUCGUUGUUGGGACAUUCACACAUUCUGAUGCAGCAAAUGGUUUCCUUGGCAUCGGUAGUAAAACAUUCAAGAAUAACACUGGCUCAAGCUACAUGCCGGGUGAAAACUUCUUUACUGUAUUUGGUGUGUUUUUUCCGACUGCAACCGGUGUAAUGGCUGGAAUAAACAUGAGUGGCGACUUAAAGAAACCUCAUAAAAACAUUCCACACGGUACAUUGUCAGCUAUAGCAGUUACAACCAUCAUGUAUUUAGCAUUUUCACUUCUACUUGGUGCAACUUGUACAAGAUAUGCUUUACAAAAUGAUUAUAUGAUAGCAGAAAAGGUAUCUCUAGUAGGGUUUCUAUGGUUACUUGGUUUAUACAUAUCAAGUUUAUCUUCCUGUCUCGGUGGAUUAUAUGGAGCACCUAGAAUACUCCAGUGCAUUGCUAAUGAGAAUGUUAUACCAAUUAUCAAAUUUAUGGGCCAUGGAAAAGGACCCAACAAGGAACCAGUGAUUGCUCAGCUACUGGUCUGUUUUGUGGCCAUCCUGUUCAUCUUUGUCGGACAUGUCAAUCAACUCGGACCCAUUGUUACCAUGCCGUUCAUGUUGACCUACGCUGGCGUCGACUACGCAUACUUUGCGCUAGCUAUGAGCUACGACAAAAAGAAACUGGAGAAAACUCAAAAGAAAAUGUCGGAGAAACAAGAGAGCUUUCUUUCUCAUCUCAUAGACAAGAACAAGGAUGAACAGGUGGUGCUGCCAAAUGGAUACGGUACCAUGAAGAAUGAGGAGGAGGAGGAGGAGGAAGAAGAAGAGGAGAUAACAAAUAGUAGUUCACCGUUGAGAACUAAAGAGGAGCUUCGUAGCCAGGAUGAGAAGUCUGAUAAAGAACCAUCUGAUACUGGAGACAAAAAGGCUCUGCUUGAUGAAGACAAAGAUGUUGAUGAUAAACAAGACCCACCCCGACCCUUUACUAGUGAGAUCCACCGAAUGCCAGAAUCUUGGUACUCCCACCUUUGCAAUAGAUGGGUAUCACUCUUUGGGGUAAUGUGCUGUGUUGUGAUCAUGUUCUGUAUUCAGUGGAGCUAUGCAUUGGUCAACAUUUCCAUAAGUCUUCUCAUCUUUGUUUACAUCGGUCAAGCCAAUCCCGGUGUUUAUCCAGGAAUUGCUGAUUUCAAUUUUUUUCGAUGGCUACAAUUCUCAUGUCAGCGUUUAUGCAGGAAAGAUGUGUCGUCUCAGGAACAGAUGAUUGUGAGCGGUCAGUCGUUCACUCCUGGAACAUCCUACACAGAGCAACUGACGGAAGAUAAUGCUGAUUUUGCCAACAGGGGGCGCUAUCACCAGUCUUCACUGAUGGAAGGAGGUAAUUUUGAUGAAAGCUAUGAAUAUGAAGAAAAGAAGGCAUUCUAGAAUGAUAUGGGUUUUAUUAUCUAGACUCUAAAAGUGAAUGAAAUUUAUAAUGCGUCAUAAAAGCCAGCCUCACAUGAGAAUUCAGCUGAGCUCCCAGCCUCACGUGUAAGGACAUGCAUACCACAUAGUGAGAAUAAUCCUGAUUUGUAUCCUUGACCGAAAAAGAAUCUUAGCAUUCUGAUUGGUCAAUUAAUUGGGAUGUAAGCUACUUAUCAACAUCACCAAAAAUCUUUGAUAAAUAUUUUGCUCACAAUUCAGAAUUCAAACUGGAAAAUUAUACAGUCACUAGUGGAUUGUACUAAGGUGUGAAGCUAGUAGCUAAACUGAAUUAUCUUGUAAGCGAUAGGUUUAAUUAAAUAUGUAUUCUAUUUUUGGAACAUCAGUGGUAAAGUAAGUGUGUAAUAGUUAUGUGAUGAACCUGUAUGUAUAUUGAACUAUAUAUAUUUUCCAUUGUUGAAAAAAAUUCAGUGUUAUAUAACAAUUUGAGGACUCUAUGAACUUAAUAUUUAUUUCACUGAAUAUAAUAAUCUGUUGAAUAUAGAAAUACAUGCUAUACUUUUUAAAUUGUUUACAUUUUCUUAUUUUAACAUGUUUUGAGAUAGUUGAUAAUAGGCUAUUGAUGUUAAUAUAUUUUACUUGUUAUUAUAAUCAUUUCAAUGAAGUAUUACUAAGUAUAAAUUUAACCAAUGAAAGAUAAAUAAAAAUGUUUUUAGUAAAGCAUGUUUGGUAGUGUCACUAAAUAUAAAUGAGAGCACAUGCAUGUUCUCUGACAAAACGUUUUUAUUUUUUAAAAUUUUAUUGCAAGACUCAAAAUUUUAAAUACUUAAAAGUAUACCCUUUUUAUUGCUUUCACAAUUAAAGAACGCCCCCUAUAUUCCAAUUUUGUGCUCUGCGCUGAAUUCCUAAAUUUUCACCUUUUUUUUUCUGUGAAUUGUUUUUUUUAUGUUGAGUGCCACAACCUUAACUGUGUGCUACUAGGAAGUUGUUUUAGGAAUUACAUUCCAAGUAAGAAAUAUAUUUAAAGAUUUAUAUUAAAUUGUCGAAAUUAAAGUGCAUUCAAAAAUAUGUACUAGAUACUUGUAGUUUAAUCCGUCAAUUCUUCCUACAUAAUUUUAAUAUAUAUGUUGCUCAAUGUGUGCUUAUAUUAAGUUGUGAUAAAUUGAUUUUGUAGAUUAACUGUAAGAAUGUUAUACUGAAGACAAACAUAUUAUGUGCAAGUUUUUUGUGGUUAAGUACAGUAGAGAACUAAUUGGUUGUUUGUGGUGUAAAAAUUGUAUUGCAGAGAUAAUAUUUUGGUAAGACAUAUGUAAGCAAAAGUGUGGUAUUUCCAAUAUAUCUUAGUGCUGCUGAAGGUAUUUUACUCAAAAUCAGAAAACAGAAGGUAAUAUUAAUACCAAAAGCAGUAUUACUAGUUAUACAAUGCACAUGGUCACCCAACAGACUCCUAUGAACCUAUAAAAGUAUUUUUAAUAGAUUAUCAUUGGUGUUAUAUUGCUGUCAAUGGAAAGUUCAUAGGCCCUUGAUAUAUAUUACUACUGUACAAAUAUAAUAUCCACAAUUUGUCUAUAUAAUGCCCAGUCAAUGUUUAAACCCAAUGUAAUGUUUUUACAGUUUAAUGUUUGCAGUUCUUACUAAAUGAAAUACUAUAGUAAUGGUCUUGUUCUUUUUUCUUCAUACAAGUUUCUUUGGAGAACUUGAAUAUAACAUGAAAUUUAAGAGCUGACUCCUUUAGUAAAAGUGUUGUGAGGUAUUGUAUUAUAUUGACAGUUCACUUUACUACUAUCCAAAUUUCUAAGAUCAGUGUUAUUACUGUUAUUCUCCAUAUUUUGGAAAAACAUGUACAAUGUAUUAUCAUAUGAAAACCUGAACACAAAUAUUGUUGUGAUAUUGUGACGUUUCUGUUCUAAAUUGUAAGUAACCGAGAAACUACUUAGUGAAUUUUUAAAAACCAAAAAUAACUUCUUUCCUUUUGCAAGCUUUGCAUAUAGUAUUAACUCUUUAAUACUUAUAAUUUUACUUAAAUCAGCUUUCUGAUGAAAAUAUCUACUUUAACUUUUUGUCAAGAUUUUAAUAAUUUGAUAUUUAAUUUAAGACAACCAAAUAUAUACUUUUUAAUUUUGUUUCUCUUGUUUUUAAUUUAAUAUUUUGAAAAAAAUUGUGGCAAUAUAGAACACUAUUUUGGAUAAACAUUCCAUUCUAUUUUUUUUUAUGGUGUCCUUAAUCCUUCCAAUAAGAUUAUAUAAAAAUGUUAUAUUAUAUUGUGUAUAGUGUAGAACCUUGGGAAAAAUGUAUCAAUAAUGGGAAAAUUGAACCUAUAUUUAGUUGGUUGAGUACCCAAUUUUAGUUUGAAUAUCUUGGGUUCAAAUCAUAUGAGAGACAAUACAUUUUUCUCAAAAUAUUAGAUUGACAUUCAUUCAUAUGUUAUAUCCUUUUGAAUGAAUAUAUGAAGUUAUUUAUUAUAAUUUAUAAUCUAUUAUACCGAUGUAAACAUCAUUGCAUAAUUAUUAGUUUCUGUUAUUGGAAGGGAGUAAAUGAUAUACUAUAAAACGUAAUUGUUUUAUAUUAUUGAUGUAAUUAUAAAUAUAAGGUAAAUUUAAAUAGGAUUUAUAGAUUACUUACAUAUAUUUGACAUUUGUUUACCCAAGUUGUGGUGUACUGUAGGCAGUAGCCAAUCCUGUUGGAAUGCAGGGUUAAAGAUGGUCCCCCUGUUUGAAAUGUACACACCCUCCCCAACAUCAUCAUGUGCCUGGGCUUUGAAAAUCUUAGACAUACCUCUGGUAGUGUAUGAUGCCAUAGUAUAUAAUGUACAAUUAAUUGUAUAAUGUGUGACAUAAAUAUACUAUAUAUAUAUAUAUGGUGUAAAUGUAUUCAAUGUGCCUAUGUUGCAAAGUUGUAUUGUAUAGUUGGCUGAUACUCGCAGUGGUAAUGAAGAACAUAAUGUAUUGUAUGUAAAUAGUUUUGGAAAUAAUGAUGUAUUUAUAGUAAGAGUAGUAAAUAUCGUUAUAUGUAGAGAGUAUCAAAUAAUUUAAAUGUUUUUACGUGCAAUCAGAUCUGAUUAUUAAUGAUUAAGUAACACAUAAGACUGGAUAUCCACCUGUUUCAGCCCAAACAUCUUAGAUAACUCAAAAGUCUUUGCAUGUGCCAGUGACAUCAUUGAGUUCUAGAGGUUGCCAUUGUCGCAUAGUUGAAGAUCCCUAUUUUACUGUAUUAAAAGUAUAUACACUACCUUAAAAAUAUAGAAACUGGAUUUUCCUGCUAAAUGUGUGCUACAUGGUAAAUCAGUAGUGUUGAUAAAUUACAGUGGAAUGUAUAUUUUAGAAGUUGGUGCAGUAGAUUGUCAUACCAUAAGCUUUGUAAAGUUCCACCUAGGUAUAGUAUUGGUGCUUGCUCUGAAUACUUACACAAAUUUAUAUAUUUAUCAUUCUUUAUUAUGUUUUAUUUCAACAAAUUUUAACAAUUUAUUAUUCAAAUUGUUGCUAAUUGUCAUUUACAGUAUAUUCCAUCGAAUUAUAUUUUCCAUUGCUCUUUUUGUAGUUACAACCUAAAUAUUAUAAUUUUUCAUAAAUUAUGCUAAUUACCUGUCAUUCUCAUUAUAAUCAUGUAAUAUGGGUCACAUGACCUUAGAAGAUGAUUCAAUCUAUUAAUUUCAAUGAUCAUUAUUUGAUAUUGUUAUUUUAGCAUUUACAUUCAGCAUGCUUUAUCCUGGUUCUAUUCUUGAUUGUUGUUUUAUCUUAAAUGAAGUGUACUUAAAAUGUAAAACCGUUGUAAAUGAUUGAAAUGUAUUCUUCCCUAUUAAAAUGUGUCAUAAUUGGGUGGCAUUAUGUCAUUACAUAAGCGAGUGGCUUUCCUUGCAUUAGUAAAUAGGUCAUGUGAUUUAUUCCAGUCUGUUGCAAAUCUACAUUAACAGGAAAAUAAACUCCAAUAAGAGCUCCAGACAAUUCUAUUUUCAGAUUAAACAAAUUGAAACUAUGAUUACAGCUUCAAAAUGUUUGUCAUCAAAUGAUUGGUUUUUUACCAUCUUGUAUUCAAAUAAUAACAUUAUUUAAAUAAUUAAAAAAAAUGAAUUUAACAUGUCAAAGUAUUCAUACGCUUUUAAUUAUAAUAAGUGAUAAAAGUUUGGAAACAUGUAUAGUAUGUAUUGUGAAUAUUGUUAUGUCAUUUGCUCUUCAUUUGAUUCAGUAUUAUUCAUGUGACACCAUUCCCUCAGAUAUCAAGCAGUAGCAAAAUUGUAAGCAUUUCAUAGCUGCAAUGUUACAUGAGCUAAACAUAAACUGUGUACAAUCAAUAGUAAACUGUAAACAAAUUGUAAACAGCUAAGUAUGUUUAUUGGUUAUUUUGCGCAUGAAAAUUUUAGGCAGUAUUGAAAUAGAUACUGCACAAGCCUUUUUCAGUAUUAAUUUUAAACUGUCCAGAUAACAUUGUUUAUAAGUAUAGUAUCAUGUGUGUUUAGUAAACUGAAACCGAUCUGGAAAGUUUUAUUGCGCCGGUGUCCACCAUCAGUGCUUAUGGCACGUGUUGGUAUUGAGUAUAUGAAAUGAAAGAUGUAAAGUAGUUUGUAUCUGAUUGAUGGUAGAGUCUGAAGACUUAGCUUGGAGUUAUGCAGUUGCAAUGGUGCAAUGUUGACUUGGGGCACUGCCAUCUUAAUUCAUGGUAUUGUCAUAGAUCAAAUGUGGUGCAAUGCAGCCUCGAAAGUUCUGUCCCUAUUAUCAAAUUUUGUGAUAAAUUUUUGUGAUGUGCAUAACGACGGGCAUGACGACUCAAAUUAUACCCCAAAUAUAGGCAUAUCACAAUCAUAUUUACGUGUGGACAGCCCUUACUGUUGGUGCAAUGCACAGCCUUAACUUGGUAUAUUCUACAUGUGUUUGUCAUCAAAACUAGACAGUACUGUUGUUCAUCAUUAUACUGUACACUAAAAAUAGAGCAUGAUUUAUUGUGAAGUAAUAAAGUGAAUCAGUGUAAUAUUCUCCCAUAUA